AUGGUCCGUCUAAGGGAAAUUCCCCGGACGGCCACCUUCGCUUGGUCUCCCGGUGCCAAAUCGCCCUUGAUCGCGACCGGAACCCGAGCAGGGGCAGUCGAUGUUAAUUUCUCGAAUGAGACGUGCCUCGAGCUCUGGGAUCUGGGGUUGGAUCGCGAGGACGCGGGCACGGAGUUGCAACCCACCGCCAAGGUUUCCACCGACUCAGGGUUCAAUGACCUGGCUUGGGCAGAGUCCGAUGAUAAUACGCGAGGUGUCAUCGCCGGUGGUCUAGAGAACGGCUCCUUGGAUAUCUGGGAUGCCGACAAGCUGCUCAGCGGAGCAAGUGACCCUCUCGUCUCGAGAACCAGCAAGCAUACAGGAGCGAUCAAGGCCCUCCAGUUCAACCCCCGACACUCGAACCUCCUGGCCACCGGAGGAGCGAAAGGAGAGCUUUACAUCAAUGAUAUUAACAACCUCGACAACCCAUUCCGCCUCGGAAAUACUGCAGCCCGCGCUGAUGACAUUGAGUGCUUGGAUUGGAACAAGAAGGUCGCCCAUAUCAUGGUCACUGGAAGCAGCGCAGGCUUCGUGACCGUCUGGGAUGUUAAGACAAAGAAGGAGAGUCUGACGCUGAACAACCUCGGCCGGAAAGCCGUCAGCGCCGUGGCCUGGGACCCGGAGAAGCCAACUAAAUUGAUCACCGCUACUCCUCUGGAGUCAGAUCCCGUCAUUCUUGUCUGGGAUCUCCGUAACUCACAUGCCCCAGAAAGAACUCUGAAAGGACAUGAAUCCGGUGUCCUGUCCCUCUCCUGGUGUACUCACGAUCCGGACUUGCUUCUCUCCUCCGGAAAGGACAACCGCACUCUCUGUUGGAACCCGCAGACGGGCGUGGCCUACGGAGAGUUCCCCGUCGUCACGAACUGGACCUUCCAGACUCGCUGGAACCCUCACAACCCCAACUUCUUCGCUACCGCCUCGUUCGACGGAAGAAUCUCUGUUCAGACGAUCCAGAGCACUAGCAAUGAGGCUGCGCAGUCGCUUGCCAGCCAGAACCAGACUCUUGAUGAUGAGGAUUUCUUCGCCAAGGCCCAGACGCAGCCGCAGAUAUCAACGUUCUCGCUGCCAAAGGCCCCCAAGUGGCUGGAACGUCCGUCUUCUGCUGCCUUCGGUUUCGGCGGAAGGGUUGUCUCUGUGGGACUGACGGAGAAGGGAAAGCGUUCCUCGACAGUCAAGAUCACACCUUUCGAAGUGGAUGAAUCUGUCGGGAAGGCCACCGAAACUUUCGAGACGGCAUUGAAGGAAGGAGACCUGCGGAGCAUCUGCGAAACGAGAAUCUCUGCUGCUCGCUCAGAGGAAGAAAAGGCCGACUGGAAGGUUAUCGAGACUUUGCUCUCCGAGAACCCUAGAAAGGGUCUCUUGGAGUACCUUGGAUUCUCGAAUGAGACUGAUGAAGCCGCUGACGGCAUCGCCAAGCUCGGAUUAGGAAAGGAGGAAACUAACGGAGUGACUGAGGACAAGGAGUCCCGCGGGCCGGGAGCCAAGAAGCAUAAACGAAUCACGUCUAUAUUCGAGACAAGCACGGAGGGAGAGGAGUUCCUGACAGAUCUGGCAGCAUCGAAGGGUGCCAGAACUAACAACCCCUUCAGCAUCUACACUGGUUCUGAGUCUGAAGCUGACAGGCGGAUCACGCGGGCUCUUCUGCUCGGCGAGUUCGAGAAGGCCCUCGACGUCGCUCUCGAAGAGGACCGGAUGUCUGACGCUUUCAUGAUUGCUAUCUGCGGGGGCCAGAAGUGCAUCGAGAAGGCCCAGGAAGUUUACUUCUCCAAGCAGGCCGGCGGUCCCAACUACCUGCGCCUUCUCGCUUCCAUCGUGGGCAAGAACCUGUGGGAUGUCGUGCAUAACGCCGAUCUUUCCAACUGGAAGGAGGUUAUGGCAGCUCUCUGCUCUUUCGCGGAUGAGAAGGAGUUCUCGGAUCUCUGCGAGGCGCUUGGUGACCGGAUCGAGGAGCAAAUCAGAGCCACAGGUGACAAGGCUUCCCGUAAAGACGCAUCCUUCUGCUACAUGGUUGGAUCGAAGCUGGAGAAGGUGGUCGCAAUCUGGAUCGACGAGCUCCGGGAGAACGAAAAAGAAGGUCUAGACGCCGGCACCGAUGACUCCAGCUUUUCUGUCCAUGUCCGUGCUCUGCAGGGCCUGAUCGAGAAGGUGACCCUGUUCCGCCAGGUCACCAAGUUUGAAGACACGGAACGCCAAAAGGAGUCUGACUGGAGACUGGGCCUGCUCUACGACAAGUAUGUGGAGUAUGCUGAUGUUGCAGCAACUCAUGGUCGCCUGGAGAUCGCGGAGAAGUACCUCAGUCUCGUUCCUGAGAAGCAUUCUGAGGCCGAAGUCGCGAGGAACCGGAUCAAGUUGGCGACCAGACCGGCUGCUGCGAAGGCAGCCCAGGCUACCGGCCCUGCGGCGCGAGUCGCUUCCAAGCCUUUGGCACAGCCGAACCUAUACCAACCUCCUCAGCCUACGUUCUCUCCCGCAGGCACUCCAGCUCCGGCAGUAAACCCUUACGCGCCUCCUACUCCGGCUGCGGCUGCCCCUGUCCCUGCUGCUCAGCCAACUAAUCCUUAUGCUUCCAUCGCCGCUGGAGGCUACACGCCUACUGGCUAUCAGCCUGCUGGUUACCAACCUCAGCAGCAGAUGAGGUCGGCUGCAGUCCCCCCGCCUCCUCAGUCUUUUGGCCAUUCGUAUAGCUCUUCUAUUCCUCCUCCCCCUCGUGCCUCCAGCCAGUCCCCAGCUACCACUGUUACUACGUACACCACGGCCACGAACCUCCCUGCAUGGAACGACCUGCCAGAGGGCUUCGCUCGGCCUACUGCGCCGCGAAGGUCAACCCCAGCUGGUACCACUGCGAUAAGCUCCCCCUUCCCCAACCAGUCUCCCACGGGCUUCCAAGGGCCUCCACCCCCUGGUCCUCCGGUUGCUGCACGAAGGGGUACUCCUCCUGUUGGGCCACCGCCAAAGGGUCCUGCUCCUCCGCCUCGUGUCACAUCGCCGCCCUCAAGACCUACUUCAGCAACGGCCAUGAACCCGUAUGCUGCCAUCCCCCAGUCGCCGCCCGUCGCUACGGGCAUGGUCCCCCCGCCUGUUCAGCGGGGUCCUUCCCCGUAUAAUGCACCUCCCGCUGGCCCGCCACCAUCGAAUAGAUACGCCCCGAGCCCUGCGUCGCAGCCCUCAACACCCCAGCUCCAGGCUCGAGGCCCUGUACCGCCUCCUCCCCAGGCUAGUGGACCAUACGCACCACAGCAGUUCCAGCAGCCGCCGCCUCCAAACCCAUAUGCCUCGAACCCGCCUCCUCCCGCUCAGCAAGCUCCGCCGCAGGCACCACCUUCCCAACCUUCGAGGCCGGGCACUGCGCAAUCGCAGCGGGAGCCGCCUGCUCCUCCAAAAUACCCGCCUGGAGACCGCUCCCACAUUCCCGCAAAUGCUUUGCCAAUCUACGAGAUCCUGUCCGGCGAGAUGCAGCGAGUCAAGUCUCGUGCCCCCUCCUCGUUCAAGGCACAGGUGGAAGAUGCGGAACGGCGGCUGAACAUUCUGUUCGACCACUUGAACAAUGAGGAUCUGCUCAAGCCCAACACGGUGGCAGACAUGGCCGAACUGUCGCGUGCCAUCCAAGCACGUGACUACGAGACUGCCCGGGCCAUCCACGUGGAUAUUCUGACGAACCGGACAGACGAAUGUGGCAACUGGAUGGUUGGUGUUAAGCGACUGAUCAGCAUGAGCCGCGCAACACCUUGA
This is a messenger RNA of Paecilomyces variotii, 3768 nucleotides long. RefSeq lists its product as hypothetical. The coding region runs from base 1 to 3768 and encodes 1255 amino acids. Gene Ontology annotation, molecular function: protein binding; structural molecule activity. The transcript is spliced from 8 exons. Gene Ontology annotation, cellular component: COPII vesicle coat; endoplasmic reticulum exit site. Lineage: Eukaryota; Fungi; Ascomycota; Eurotiomycetes; Eurotiales; Thermoascaceae. The record is from RefSeq and is a predicted model, not a curated record. Gene Ontology annotation, biological process: COPII-coated vesicle cargo loading; endoplasmic reticulum organization; endoplasmic reticulum to Golgi vesicle-mediated transport.